Molecule: messenger RNA, 264 nt
Organism: Dibothriocephalus latus
Lineage: Eukaryota; Metazoa; Platyhelminthes; Cestoda; Diphyllobothriidea; Diphyllobothriidae
Source: the annotation of a GenBank genome assembly
AUGCUUGUGACGCGUCAAAUCACUGGAAACCUGAAGGAAUAUUUCCUGCCCUAUGGAGAGACUCGUAUGCGCCAGGCUUGGCUUUCGGCUCGUUUUGACAAAAAAAUUGGCGCGGAGCACACGCCACGGUCAGGCAAGAUAGACAAAUCAACUGUUUCGGAAUUCGUUAAGGCCAUCUCGGCCCGCGUCGCGGAGAAAUGCACGAUGGACGAUACAGAUGUCAGACACCGAAAUGAGGCUGACCCAUCAGCCAGUAAGCAAUAA